UUUGUCUCUGUUUCUGUUGCUUAGGAGAUGGGAAUCACCGACAGUGACUUCAACUGCUACUAUUUCUCGUAUUUACUGGAACACACCACUUUUGAAACAGCUAUUGCAUUUGUUGAGAAUAAAACAUUUAUCCCAGUUAUUGGUGCAAUUAAACCAUAUGCACUUUACCAGUUCAAAAAAACUGCUGACUGGAAGUCUUUUCUGAAGAUUUUAAGAUUGUGCAAGGAAAUGAUGGCACCCGUGAAACCCCUGACUGAAAUGAUCAACAGUUGGAUAGUAAUGGUGAUUAGAAUGAAAGACUGGAAGUCUCUGGAAGCAAUUCUUAAUGAAAUGAAGUUACAGAAUUUCUCUGUUGACUCUGAGUUCUUCACUGUGAAUAUUCAGGGUGUUCCCGAGGCUUUACAAGCUAACCCACUUGCCAAUUAUACCACCAGCCAACUUCAAGACUAUGUGUCGAAAACGAAUAACAACACGGCUAAGAAAUUGCUUCUGGUGCGCUACUGUGCCACUGGGGAUGUUACUCAAGCUGAAAAACUGAAGGCGUCUCUGGAUAAAGAAGGAUUCUUUUAUCCCCCUCUGGUACUACGCCAGUUGAUCUUCUUAAAUGCCAUGUACAAGAAGGAUUUGAAGGAAGCUCUGAAAUAUCUCGCUCUGAUGGAAGACCAAUUUCCAGACUAUACAGAUUACACCAGAGCUCUUCUGAAUGUUGCUGCUUUGAUGAUAGAUGAGGGAAAAGUUUCAGACGCUGUGGCAUUACUUGAGACCUAUGCUGAUAAACAUGGCAAAUAUAUGGCUAAUGCACAGAUGUCUUCUGGUUAUGCCUUCGAGAGAGACUGCAGCACUGUUGUAUUCAACUGUGCCAAAACUCAAGACCUUUCUGCAACCAAGAAUGUUCUCUCUACACUCUUUAAAUUGGGUUUCAUUAAACCAGCCACCUUUGAACUGUUGGAAUCCGUGAUGAAGGGUUACAUUGAAAGGGAGGACGGUAACCAGGUACUGGAAGCUAUAGACUGGCUCAUCACAGAAUAUAGUCGAGCCCCUUGUGUUGACAGUGUGCUACAGAUGUUUAUUACAAAAGAAGAUCCUGAAAAACUACAGAAAGCUAUUGAUCGAGUGACGCCGAUUCAUGGUGAGUUAAAUGUACUGCACCAACUGAUGGUAAAUCUCAUUGAUUGUGGACAUUAUAAGAAAGCCAAGAAGAUCUUGGAGACCCCAGGUAUACGUGCUGCUAUGAUACGUCUCAAGAUAGGAUGCGAGACCUUGAUUAGUAAGGAAAAGAUUUCUGAAUUGGAACAACUUGUGGAGAUGACUAAGAAUUUAUUUGGUGUUGAUAGGGAUGAGAUGCUGUUCCAGUUAAUCAGAGGAUAUGGUUAGUGC
Octopus bimaculoides (California two-spot octopus) is the source of this 1377-nucleotide messenger RNA. Its product is annotated as leucine-rich PPR motif-containing protein, mitochondrial. Gene Ontology annotation, biological process: regulation of mitochondrial translation. The record is from RefSeq and is a predicted model, not a curated record. Gene Ontology annotation, molecular function: protein binding; mRNA 3'-UTR binding. NCBI's taxonomy places the organism in Eukaryota, Metazoa, Mollusca, Cephalopoda, Octopoda, Octopodidae. Gene Ontology annotation, cellular component: nucleus; mitochondrion.